Molecule: messenger RNA, 1215 nt
Organism: Brassica oleracea var. oleracea
Lineage: Eukaryota; Viridiplantae; Streptophyta; Magnoliopsida; Brassicales; Brassicaceae
Exons: 6
Coding region: 124-918 (264 amino acids)
Biological process (GO): regulation of DNA-templated transcription; circadian rhythm
Source: RefSeq, a predicted model, not a curated record
CUCCUAGGAAGUUGAAACAUUACAGAACACAAUCCUCUCUCUCUCUCUCUUAAAUCUUCUCUCUUUCUUCUUGAUCUGAGCUUCUUGAUCUGUGUCUGAUCCAAAAUCUAUAACAUAUCGAUCAUGGAUUGUUAUACGGGAAGGAACUUUGAAGAUUUUGUUGUGCCUAAUUAUCAAGAAACGUCACCAUCUGAUGAUAUGUGGGGUGGUGGAUGGAGCAUGAACUCCCCUGACGCUGCUGAGAAAUGCUUUGAUUACGAUCGUUUUAAUAGCCAGAUGGGUAUGAGGACGAGUGAAGAAGAAGAAGAGUCCAAGAGGUCAAAAGCUUUCUACGGCGCUUCUUCGCUUCACGAGUUCGAAGGAAUCGAACAGAUGGAUGAUAUGUUCUUAAGUUCUAUCUUGGAGGAUGUUCCUGGAGAUGUACAUCGUGCUUCCAGCAGUAAUAACAGUGUUGGUUCUUCGUCUAUGUAUGGUGGUCGUGAAGUCCCCAUGUUCCAUUGUCAAGCCAUGCCUUUAAAGGAAGAGGCUCCUUUCACAAUCUCAGAUAUGUCUGAAGAGAACAUGUUAGAUUCACAGUAUGUGGAUGAUGAGCUGUCUUCUGAAGAACUAGUGUUGCAGGAUCUACAGAGAGCUUCAGAAAAGUUAACUGAUGAGACAAGAAAGUGUUUCCGAGAUACGUUUUACCGGCUUGCAAGAAGCUCACAAGAGAAGUUGGAUUCAGACAACAACACUGAUUCAGGAGAGUUCCAUAUGCAAGCAUCCAGAUAUGAUGAUUAUGGUGACAACACUACCAGGUUGAGUAGAGAGGAAGAGAUUGAAUCAGAAACAAACUCAAUCGAUAGAGCCGUUGCGAACCUCACUUACAACAAGAUGGAAUCCAACAUAAGCAACUUUCCUCUACCAGAGAGAGUGCAGUAGAGCUUCUGCCUGGAUCAAAGAUCAAACCAUUGUCGCCUCAUCAGCUUCUUGUAUGGAGUCUUUUGUUGUCACAUGUGUAUAUGUUUGUAUAUAUAGAUGACUCAAUGUUGCAAGCUUCAGUUUUGAUCCGUCUCAAAAGAAUCUGGUCCCUUUUUAGUUUUCUGCAGUAAUGUUUUUUUACUUUGGAAGUGGUGUGUGACAAUGCCUAAUGGCCUAAGACUCAAUAUGUAUAAGACCAUCAUGUUUCAUUAUGAACACUGAAAAGCAUAACUCAGUGAUAAAGCUUUAACUGAGUCA